Molecule: messenger RNA, 7068 nt
Organism: Nilaparvata lugens (brown planthopper)
Lineage: Eukaryota; Metazoa; Arthropoda; Insecta; Hemiptera; Delphacidae
Exons: 3
Coding region: 2836-4680 (614 amino acids)
Source: RefSeq, a predicted model, not a curated record
ACAGCGAGCCUCGCGUCGUUAUAUAGCGUUAGCGUAAUAACCUCAAAUAUUUCAAACGUUGAGGAAACUUCAUUAAAUAAAACAUUUAUUAGUUUCUUUACAUUAUUUUCAUUGCAUAAAUAUUUACAACUAUAUAUUGUGAAAGGAUAAAAGUAAGUUAAGAAGUCUCCAUACUAGUAGUAGGCCUACAUGCCUAGGACAGAGUGAAGGAUGUUUACAAAUUCAAGAAACUUUGUCUCUGCUCAGGAUGGUCCUCUUUCCUUGAAUUAUAUCCGCAACUUGAACAUAGUGCUUGUGGGAAUUAUACUUCUGAUACAGCCUUCCUGAAGAUAUUGGGUAACAGUGACUUCAUGUAAAUAUUAGUUUCAUAGUAGGUAACAAAAUUGAUUGACUGAAGUGUUAAGCUUUCAUUACUGUAAAUUGGAUGAAUCGGAUUUUCAAGUAUGGAUACAUUGACAAGCCCAGACGAGUGGUCUAUUUGGAAAAUGAUUGACUUGAGUCACGAGGAGAUCAUGGAGACUCUAGCUCAGCCUGUUCAACAACCUGAAGUGGACCACAUCUAUCAUCUGACUUGUCUGAACAUCGUUGAACCUUUUCCACAUGUUCAAUCCUGUUUUAGCACACAUGAGCUUGGCAUAAUAGCAGACUACUUGCACACCACGUAUGGCCUGCUUCAUAAUGACAAAUCGACUCAAUUAUCUCCACCUAACCAAUUGAAUCCCAUCUCUUUGACAGCAUUAACUGAAGAAUCAGAAAUAUUGCACGAGGAAUUUUAUUUGAAUCCCAGUGAAAAUUCAAGCAGUAUGGAAAUUGAUGAAUCUAAAAUGAUGUUGUUGGAUAGUGCCAAUGAAUACAUAUUAGAUACUACUCGAUCCACAUGUUGGCCUAUUAUGGACUCCAGUUUUAUUUAUUUCGGUCAAGCUCUCAGGGACUCAAAGUUAACCCAUCUUUCUCUCAGUAAUACUAAAGUUACAAGCAAUUUACUUAUCGAAUUCCUCAAAUACUUGCCAGAAUCUCAAAUUGUUUCUCUUGAUUUACCAGAAAUAGUUGGAAGAAUACCUGUUCACUUUGAUGGUGUUGAUUAUGAUGAUGAUGAUGAUGUAAAUGAUGAUGAUGUAAUGAUGAUGAUGAUGAUGAUCAUCAUCAUCAUCAUCAUCAUGAUCUUGAUGAUUAUCAAGAUAAUGAUGAUCUUGAUGAUCAUGAUCAUAAUGACAAAGGAUGCCUUGAUAAACUGUAUAAUUUAUGCUGCUGCUUUAACCGGAAUACAAGUCAUACAUCAUCAGAAAUUGGUCGUAAUAAUAAUAAUAGACAAAAUGAUGAAAAAGUUGAAAUAAAUUGGUCACAGCAUCUUGCCACAAUACUUAAAGACACUGAAAUCAAUUCUCUUAAUUUUAAUGGCAAUGCCAUCAAUUUGGAAAUGCUCACUUGUUCACUGGUCGGUACAAAACUAUCCUCUCUUAGUUUUAGAGGGUGUAAGGUAGAAGAUAAUGGUUUAAACCGAUUGGCAAGUAUUUUGAAAGAUACACUACUCACGUCCAUAGAUCUUAGCAAUAAUUCAUUGGACUGUGUGAGAUUAAAGAUGAUUGUAAACGGUUUGGAGGGGACAAGUAUUGCAACUCUGAACCUAAGCUCAAAUAGAAUAGGUGUUGAUGGACUGAAUUGCUUGGGUGGUGUAUUGAAAAGCACUGCAAUCACAAAAAUUGAUCUCAGUAGAAAUAGGUUGAAUUGUGAAUGCUUGAAAGUAUUUGCACCUUAUCUUGUGGGUACAAAUAUUACCUCCCUCAAUUUGGCGGCCAACCAGAUAGGCAUUGAUGGUCUGAAAUGCCUAGCACAUGUUCUGAAGGACACAAAAAUAGAAUCAAUUGAUUUGGGAUCAAAUAGUCUGAGCUCUGAAAGUUUUAAAAUAUUAUCAAACUGUUUGUUGGAUACUAGAAUCACAUCACUUUGUUUAAGAGGGAAUGUUCUUGACACUGACAGUCUGAAUUGUAUGACACAUUCUUUGAAAGAAUCAAAAAUCUCUUCAAUUGACUUGAGUGAAAGUAACUUACAAUGCGAUAGUUUGAAGUUGUUGUCCUCGGCGUUGGUGAGUUCAAAAAUUGAUUCACUCAAUUUGAGCCAUAAUAGAAUAGGUGUUGAUGGUAUUAAUUCUCUGGUUGAAAUAUUGAAGGACACUGAAAUCACCACCCUAGAUUUAAGUUAUAAUAGAUUGAGGGAUAUUAAUGUAUGUUCGAGAAUAUUUGCAUGCUUGAAUGAGACUAAGAUAGACUCUCUUAAUGUGUUGUCAAAUCUAAUAGAUUACGGCUUUUUAACAAAUAUUUUGAAGGGUAGUAAAGUUACUUCAAUUGAUCUUGGUUACCCCCCACAUGAUCAAGACUUUGAAAUGUUUUUAUCAUGUUUAGACAAUUCAAUAAUCACUCGCAUGAAUUUAAGUAACAAUUAUCUUGGGCUUGCUUUCAAAAAACUAGUUUCUGUUCUCAAAUACACUUUAAUCACCUCACUGAACCUUGGAAAAUGUUAUUUAUCAUGCAAUGACUUGACAGAUCUGUUUUUGUGCCUACCUGAUACGAAAAUCACAUCGCUCAAUCUCAAUGGAAACAGGUUUUGUGGUAAUAUAAUUUAUUUGGCAUCGGUUUUGAAAUGUGCUAAAAUCACUUCUCUCGACUUGAGCAAUUGUCGAAUUUUAGAAAAUAAUCAUAUUAGUUUGGUUGAUGAGAGAUCGACUCCGGUGACACAUCACUUGAUCUGAGUGAUUGCUGUUGCUUCUUCAGUUUAUGCUACUUGUCACGCCAGCUAUGCCAAACAAAAACCACACACCUUAUACUAUCUGGCAAUGAUAUGGUUUACAAUUCUAUGAAAUAUCUUUCUAAGGGACUUUUGAGCUCACAUAUUGUUGCUCUUGAUCUGAGUAGAGCCAGAGUGGAUUGUUGUGGUGUUCGCGACUUAGCUAAAGUGCUUAGAUACACUCGGAUCUCAUCGUUAAACCUAUCUUCCAAUAAAAUCGCCUGCAAGGGUAUCGGCUAUUUGACAGAUGGUCUUGUGGGGUGUCGAAUUUCAUCAUUGAAUCUAUCUAAGAAUAGAAUCGCUUGUCAAGGUUUCAAGUAUUUGAUAAAGGGCUGUCGAAUUGAAUCGCUCAAUUUGCGUGAAAAUCUUAUUAAAGAUGAGGGUGCCCAACAUUUCGCUGAAAAUCUUGCAAAUACUGACAUUUCUGAAAUUGAUUUGUGUGGAAAUAUGAUUGGAAGCGAAGCAGCAUAUCAGUUGUUCAACAGUGCAAAGCAAAAAAGCAUGAAUCACAUUAAAAAGGAUGUGACUAAAGUUCACCUUGAUGUUAAGAGCAAUGAUCUAAUUAGUCAUAUGAGUUCGUAUAAAUAUCCAGAUUGCCUUGUUCAAAUCAGUGAGCCAUGCUGCAGAGAAGAUGUCAAUUUUCUAAUUAACAAUACCUAUAAAAAUCUGGGUAUAACCAAAUUGGUCUUAGAGGGCAAACAUUUCUCACAUAUGUUGGGAGCAUUUGACAACAUCAGUAUCACAGAAUAUGAUCAUUCCUUCCGUGAACCUAUUCCAAGGAAUUACUCCAAGGAUCAUAACAUAUCUCAAAUACUUCUAAAUAGCAAUAUUGCAGUACUGAAUGUGAAUGCUAGUGAUUGUAGAAAACUGUUGAAUGAAGGAAAUCUCAUUUUAAAGUUGAAAGUUAUUGCUAUAAAAAUGAAAAUUGUAGUUUUCGAGCAACUAGUUGGCUACUGUGCACGCGGUGUCAAAUCAACACUGAUCAACAGCAAUGUGGUUUACUUGGAUUUGAGUAAUAACAAGUUAAUAGGUGAUGAUUUUGGGCUAUUGGUUGAAGUUUUGAAGGGUUCCAAAAUAAUCUCUCUAAACCUGAGCAAUAAUCUUUUGAAUGAAAGAAGUGCUGAACUUUUAGCUGAGGUCCUUCCUCUAACCAAAAUCAUCUACAUAGAUUUGUAUGGGAAUAGAAUCGGAUAUUUAGGUUAUAUAUACCUUGUAAAAGCUGCUCCCAAGUCGAGAGUUUGUUGGCUUUCACUGGGCAACAAUAAUAUUGAAGAGCGUUUGCGAGAAAACAUAGAUUUAUCACCUUACAUUGUGCCACGAGACGAUACACCAAUCGAAUUUCAAAUACGCUAUUUGUUUAGAGAGUUAGUCUCACUUGACUCAACUAGUGAACAAUUCGAAUUCGUUGUUCCCCGGGAUGACUCUGUCAUGAGCAUCAAUGACUAUCCACUUUUAUUAAAGUAUCUCCCAAACUACAAAAUCCACAUUUAUGAUUAUUUCUACAUGAAGAGCAUGAGGAGACAUGACAUUCACAUGCUAAAUAAAGUUAACGCUUUUGUCAAAGAUAUGAAACACAAAUUUAAUUCGUUUAUUGAAAGCGAGAUGGUGAAACUGGGAGAGAAAUUUGGCUACGAUAGCUUUGUGAUUCUUGUAAAAUUAUGUGAUUGUUUGGAUUUGUCUGAUUUUGUUGAAUUGCUUCUGCUGCAUAGAGUAUUGUAUUAUGUAGAUGAUGAACUGAAUUUCCUGCAUCCAUUUAUCUAUAAAAUGUUGCAUAAACAUCAGUUACCACUGUAUGCCAGCUUUGAACCAAAUAAGAAGCAGCAGAUAAUAUCUUACUUUGAGAAGCACUCAGAUAUUGAUUGUGCCCGUGAGAUUAUUAAUUUACUUGAUAGGUUAUGAAUUUCUUUCUAUUUUUAUUGUAUCGCUCAAUUGAUGAAUUACAUUACAUUUUAAUUAUCAACUUUUUUAAAAAUUUCAGAAGUAAUGGGCCACAUUAUUGAGUAUGACUAUUACCAUACUUCAGCUUCAAAUAAGUUGAAAGUGAUCGUAACCUAUAAGCAAAAACCACAUUACAUUGUAAAUCACUCUGAGAAUUCUCUUUUAUAACAUUCAAAAUGAAGUUUAGUAUUUUAGUUUUGAGGCCUGUUUCAUGAAGUUUCACAUACAAGGCGUUUAAAUUCUUACGAAUCUGACAAUUUUCUAUCGAAUGACAAUAAUAAUGAGAUGAGGUCUUCAAACCUAGUUAUUUCAACUGGUCACUGCUUGAACGGUUUUAAGUUAUUCCAAUAGAUGUCAAUUGACAUUUUGUUGAAAAGACAAAUUCUCGUUGAGAUUGCACAUUCCGAAAUAAUAUAAUCUGCAUAAUAUUUUUAUAACAGACUAUUAUUGAUAUUAUCAUAUUUUUAAUACAAUAUUAUAUUAUAGAAGUGAUUUAUUUUCAGUGCUACUUAAUAUUUUUAUAUCCAAUUAUUUUAUUAUACAGAGUGUUCACAAAUGAAUAUCACAGUUUCAGAAUUGAAUUGAACUUGAAGUUUAAAAUCAUGAGUCAAGUGAAAAGGCGAGAAAUCUAGCAGUUUUAUCGAGCCUAGUCCGUAUGAAUACCAGUAGCCACAACCCACAUCAAGUUUACAGUCGAGGUUUUUCCAAACAUUGAUAAGUGUGUCUUCAGUAAUAUUCGAUCCAGCUUGAGUAAUUCAGCAUGGUCAGUUGGUAGUGGAGACAUGUAUACCUACACACUAUCCUUGAUGAAGCCACACAGGUAUAAAUAGUAUGACGUUAGGUCAGGAGAACAUGGAGGCCAACAUAGUAAGCCCUUUAGUCCAUUUAAGGUGGGGAUAAAGCCGCCGCGGUGUUGCUGCAUUGACACCGUCAACCACGAGUAAUGUAAUAAGUGCUCCAUACAAGCCCACGUAAAACGGCUUCUUGACUGGGAAAUUGAAGGCGGUCAGUAGGCCUACUUCCCAUUACCUUACAUCACUUGAAAUAUUAUCAAAUUUCUUCCAGUUAUUUUAGUCAGUAUUCUAAAAAGUAGGCUAUAUAGAGAGUUUCUCAAAGUAAAAGCUCAUAAAAUGUAACAUAGUAUUUACAGAAACACUGAAGUUAACAAUAUGAAACUAUAUAAUCGUCACUCAUUUUGACCUAAAUGUCUAUUCAUAGCUGAAAAAUACGUCUAUGAGACGUAGGUCUGAUGUAAGUAUUUCCCUUCAAUCACUGAGUAAUAAACAACGAGAAGUCUAAUUAAGUAGGAGCUUACACUGUUUUCAGAAAUGUUGUGGAACUUCUCCCUGAUGAGGUGAAAAAGUAUAAUUAUUAAUUUUUCACCUCAUUAAGUAGGAGCUACUGAAGUAGUAGUAAUUAAGUGAUAGGCUACUGUGCCUGUGAGAGUUAUCAGCCAGUACCAUGUGGCUACUGUGCGUGUUGCCAUGACUACCGCGAGUUUUUAUUUUUGUUCCAAUUGGCAGAGCUAGAUUUCUAUCUCCCUCCAACGUUAGUUUACCCCUCCUGUCAAAAUCGGAAGUUAUUUUGUCCAGACUAUAACAGUGGCUUAUAGACGGAGACGGCGGCCAGUGACCUCCAUUACGUCACUUUACAUCAAUUUGAAUUUGCAAAACAUCAGUCGUAUGAAUAAAAAUUUACACAAAGAAAAGUUUCAGUCACCAGUAACUUAAGAGUUGCUUUUCUACUUGAAAUUUUUUAAAACUUCAGUUUAAUGUAAAAAACUUUAUAAUUAGUUAAACUGUGAUAUUCAUUUUUUAUACACCCUAAACUCAGUUUAACUUGACUUAACUGUUAUACCUUGAUAUUUUUCUUCAAAUUGUUCUCUAUACUAUGUCUAUUAUUAUUUUAAUCUUAUUCCACUUACUCAUUAUUUUUUUUCUAUACUGAGCGCAUAUAUACUUAUAUUUUUUUGUGAAUUGCAUGUUAGCCUACUGUAUUGCUGGGUUGUAAAUUAGUUGUUAAAUUAGAUUGAUACUUGCUAAAUUAGAUUGUAAAUAGAAGUAAAGACUUGAAAUUAAAAAAUAAACCUUAAUGCUACCAAUUCAUGUACAAAAUAUGUAAGUGGUUUACUAUAACAUUGUGAAAUAUGAAAUGAUGAAAUUAUAAUAAAUUUAGCUGUUAUUAGGUUAAAAUUUAGCAUAGGCAUUCAAUGAGCUGGAAAUCAAUCAAUUUUUACAAGCGCCAAACCGGUUGACCAGAAAAUGAAAUGAAAGCUUUUAACCAAAGCGUCUCUUGAGGCCAAUGCUCAAGCCACUUCUAUAUCUUAUAAUAAAGUUAACUUCAAGCUGU